ACCAUCAUGAGAGAUGAAGUCCUGAACGGCUGAACCCCACGAACAGGCGACUAGGCGAGCACGAGCCUUCAACACCCGCACUCUAUAUAGAAAGAGCCCGCGGCACCCGUUCAUCACAAAUCGGACGGCCUAGAGUCCCUCAGGGUUAAAACCCUAAACUAGAAAGGGGCUCGCAGAGUCGCAGUGGCAGCGAGGCAGCCAGCCAGCCAGCCAGCCAGCCUCCCCCCUCCCAAGCCCUAUCCUUUCCCCACCUCCCGGGUCUCCCGCAUUCCUAUCCUCUCCUCUCCUCAUCCGCGCCGCCGCCGCCGCCGCCGUAGUCGCCGCCGCCGCGGCUUCCCCUCCUCCCCCGAGCCAAGAUGAAUGUUGACAAGCUCAAGAAGAUGGCAGGUGCUGUGCGCACUGGGGGGAAGGGUAGCAUGCGCAGGAAGAAGAAGGCAGUUCACAAGACUACAACCACAGAUGACAAAAGACUUCAGAGCACCCUGAAAAGAAUAGGAGUGAACACCAUUCCUGGUAUUGAAGAGGUCAACAUCUUUAAGGACGAUGUUGUUAUUCAGUUUGUGAAUCCUAAAGUGCAAGCUUCAAUUGGUGCUAAUACAUGGGUGGUCAGUGGAACUCCACAGACGAAGAAGCUUCAAGAUCUGCUUCCAUCCAUUAUCAAUCAGCUUGGUCCUGACAACUUGGACAACCUGCGGAGGCUUGCAGAGCAAUUCCAGAAGCAGGCCCCUGGUGCUUCUGGUGCAGAGGCUGGUGCCAGCGCAGGUGCUGCUCAGGACGAUGAUGACGACGUUCCUGAGCUUGUCCCUGGAGAGACAUUUGAGGAGGCCGUGGAAGAGAAAAAGGAGGAGGCAUCAUAAUUUUGCUACAGGCCUACUGUUGUGAAGUGGGUAUAAGUGAAGCGUUACCAUUAGAAGAGACCUGUUGAGAACUCUGACCUACCUUAUUUGUGCCUGUGGUCCGGUUAUGUCGUGAACGAGAAUUUGGUAGGAUGUGCUGGUGGGAUUUUACAUGAAGUACGCCUCUCUUUUUUCACGCAUAUAUCUCCCUUGCUUUUGUGUGGUAAAGGUCUUGUUAAUGGUAAAGGCCACACUUAAACCAAACAAAGGUACCAUGAUUCCCGAAGAUGAAUACCAGAUAUCAGUUCUCACCUGCCA
This is a messenger RNA of Sorghum bicolor (sorghum), 1154 nucleotides long. RefSeq names its product basic transcription factor 3. The record is from RefSeq and is a predicted model, not a curated record. Gene Ontology annotation, cellular component: cytosol; nascent polypeptide-associated complex. The coding region runs from base 357 to 857 and encodes 166 amino acids. The transcript is spliced from 6 exons. NCBI's taxonomy places the organism in Eukaryota, Viridiplantae, Streptophyta, Magnoliopsida, Poales, Poaceae.